AUGUCGAAAUCGAACCAUCUCUUCCUGCUCGCUGACCAUAUCAAACUGCUAUUGCUGGAACGGCAACGUUCGCAGAGUCUCGACCUUGACAGUGAUACUCAAGAAGAACAGCUGUCACGAUCUUUGGAGCAGUUUCGUACUGGGCUCGCUACCCUGCGACAGGAGGAGGUGCGCAUGACGCAGGCUGACGAUGCCAACGCAGUCAUCGGCGUUACGGAUGCACUGCCAAUGCUCCAGAAGCAAUUAGAUGACCUGACAGCACAGUUUCAUGGCUUCUCUACACCUUCAUCAGAAGCAACCAUCCACCAGGCCAAUUCCGAGGAGCUAGCCGAUGACUUUGCUCAUGCGACUUCAACUACCACCAAUAGGAAACCCAAAGCAGUUCGCUUCAGUGAUCAACCACCUUCGCCAAAUGCAGAGUUGUUUGGCUCCUACCGUGACUUCCCGGCCGACACAGAUUCUGCUGGUUACCGCCAGGGAACUGAAGCCAUCACCAACCAGCAGCUUCAUGAUUACCAUUCAUACAUCUUGGAUCGGCAAGACGAGCAGCUUGAUCAGCUGGGAGAGUCCAUCGGACGCCAACGAGAGCUGAGCAUGCAGAUCGGCAAUGAACUCGACAACCAUGUCGCAAUGCUAGAUGACGUCGAUACCGCCACUGACCGCCACCAGAAUCGCCUUGACCGUGCCCGGGGGACGUUGGGCAAAGUGGCUAGAGGCGCUGGCGAGCACAAGCAAAUGACGGUUAUUGUUGUCCUCAUCAUAAUUCUUCUGCUGUUAAUUGCUAUUCUGAAAUGA
Molecule: messenger RNA, 795 nt
Organism: Drechmeria coniospora
Lineage: Eukaryota; Fungi; Ascomycota; Sordariomycetes; Hypocreales; Ophiocordycipitaceae
Exons: 2
Coding region: 1-795 (264 amino acids)
Biological process (GO): intracellular protein transport; vesicle fusion
Cellular component (GO): SNARE complex; endomembrane system
Molecular function (GO): SNARE binding; SNAP receptor activity
Source: RefSeq, a predicted model, not a curated record